AGUUGACAGGAUCUUGUCCGGAUUCGGUAAGUCCUUAGAUCGAGUCAGUAGGUUUGUCAGUCAGGGGGAGUAGAGUCUAAGUCUAAGUGGCGAGGAGUGGAACCGUUGACCGGUUGUACACCAGGCACCAUGGUUGACACCCGUAGUGGGAAGAGUACUGCCCUCCAAUCCGAGGCCGAACAGGUCCGGAUCGAUGCCAUACUGAGAGAGAGAAAAGAAAAGAAAGAGCUCCUCAAGCAAGCGAAGCUAAGGGCUAUAGCAGAGGAGCAGGCGGCGAAGAAGAAGCAGUUAAAAGAAGAGAUGUUGAGAUUUCAGAAGGAGAAGAUGAUGAUGUUAUUACAGGAGGAGGAAGGGAAGAGGAAGGCUGUCGAGAAAGAAGCAGCAGCAGAAGAAGAGGAGGAGGUAGAAGAAAAGGACCCCUUGAAAGGAGGCGUGGGGAAGAAAGAGGGGAGACAAGUGGCACGAAGGGAGAAGACGCGUCUUGGAGAAGCUGAGAGAGGCCAGGUCUUGGAGAAGCUGAGAGAGGCUAACUUCAAGAUCAAUGCGAAAAAGUGCGAGUGGGCCAAGACCCAAGUCCUGUACUUGGGCCACGUGUUAGACGGAGAUGGCAUUAAGCCUGAGGACAGCAAGAUAGCGGCGAUUAGAGAUUGGCCGACGCCCCACACGUUGAUAGAGUUGCGGUCGUUCCUAGGCCUAGCUAACUACUAUAGGAAGUUUGUGAGGAACUUCUCGACUAUCGCCGCUCCCCUUCGCAGGUUGCUCAACAAAGAGGCAAUCUGGCAGUGGGAUAAGGACUGCACGUCUGCGCUAAAGAAGUUAAAGCGCGCGUUGAUCGAGUACCCUGUCCUCAAAGUAGCAGAUCCAUCUUUGCCAUUUGUCGUCACCACGGGCGCGAGUCAAUAUGGGAUAGGCGCCGUGUUCCAGCAGGAUGACGACAAUGGUUAUAGACCCGUAGAGCUCAUGUCAGCAAGGAUGCCCUCAGAGAAGUUUGCUACCUCGACGCAUGAGAGAGAAAUCUACGCUCUCAGGCAGGCCUUAGAGCACUGGAAGCAUUACCUGCUUGGGAGGCACUUCAAGGUGUAUUCAGACCAUGAGACGCUUAGAUGGAUGAAGAAACAGGCCAAAAUGACACCUAAGUUGAUUAGGUGGGCCGCUGAGAUAGAUCAGUAUGACUUCGAGCUCAGGCCUGUUAAAGGCAACAGCGAGUGCUUUGAUCGUCUGGGAAUGCCUCGCUUACGGAGGAAGGAGCGUGAGGAUAUCAUGUUGGCUUUGAUGGCCACCGCGGGGAAAAUGGCAGAUGAUGCCUUCGAAAUGAUGGAUCUCAUCAUGGGAUUCCGGACAAGGAGACCAUCUUUCAUUCUAGGGUCUGCACAGCAGUCACAUAAAUUUGGAUUUGUCGAUGACGAUGGCGAUGGGUGUGGCGGCCGUAGUCUCCUGUGGCUGUUGCCCACCAUUGUGGAGUUGACGAAUGUCAUUGCAAGGCCUCCCCCAAGGUGGUGGGUGUUGCGGCGCUCUGCGGGCUUGUGGAACGAUCUCAUUCCCUGUGACAACGCACAGAACGACUAUUACAUUGCUCUUCUGCGGAUGCGGCGUUCCACUUUAAACUGUCUUGUCCGAAAGUUGGAACCACUGCUUGAGAAGCAGGUUAUGAAAUUUAGACUGCCGCAUCCACCUGCGAAGAAGGUGGCAUAUGCCCUCCACAGAGGAGAUGAAGUAAGAGAGGGUGGAGGAGAAGGGGAGAGAGAUGAGGGAGAUGGAGAUGGAGAAGAAGGGGAGGAAGACAAAGAGAGUGAAAGUGAAGAGGAGGAAGGAGGAGAUGAAGAGGGGAGAGAAGAGAAGGAAGAAGGAGGGAGUGAGGAGGAAGAAGGGGAAGAAGAAGGAGGAGAGGAAGAAGGAGAAGAGGAGGAAGAAGAUCAAGAAGAAAAAGCGAACCUGCAGCAGUGUUGUGACGACGUCGUCACAGAGCAUCUGCAGACACGGCGGCAGUUGGAUAGAUGCGGACAAAUGUCGGAGGACAUGCGCAAGCAGGCAGAUCAGACAUCAGCCUUGCAGAAAGCGUUGGUGGAGCGGGAUGCGGUUGCGGCGGAGCGGGGAGAAGCUAUGGCGGAGCGGGAUGAAGUUCGAGGACAGUUGGAUGCAGCAUCAAGGGAUCUGCGAGUGACACGUCAGCAGGCUCAAACGACUUGGCGAAUCUAUAACGACGUUGUGUAUGGUGGUCAGACUGCGCGUCAAAAGUUCCCACCACCGGCGAGAGAUUUGUGUGAGGGGAUGGGAUGCAUGACACUCCGCGAUAAAGGAAAGGCCGUCGGCAUAUCCACUUCCACCUCUGCUGCGCAGGCGUCGAAAUGCGUUUUGUGUGAGGACUUGACUGCGCGUUGUCGGGACUUGUGAGUCCCGAAUGACUUCCCGUCACUCGAGAGACUGUAUAUGGCUAAUUUGUGCA
Molecule: messenger RNA, 2443 nt
Organism: Chara braunii
Lineage: Eukaryota; Viridiplantae; Streptophyta; Charophyceae; Charales; Characeae
Source: the annotation of a GenBank genome assembly